AUGGUCCGGCGAUUGGAACGCCAAGUGAAGAGCAGCGACUUCUUCAUCAAGACUCUUUGGAAGAACGUAGAGUCCGAGCUUGUACUCCUGUGGGGUUCCGAAUUUGGUCCAGAGCUCAACUUGAGCGAGAACUUGAUUAGUGAAGGAGUUGGACAUGACGAAGGAAGGAUGUCCGGUGGCACAUCCAAGGUUGACAAGGCGUCCCUCGGCAAGAAGGAUGAUAUGACGUCCGUUCUUGAGAGUAGCAGCUUGUGUUCAUUUCGAAAUUACCUGUGGCUUGAUGGUGUCUUUCUUGGUGGCGUUGGCGUUGAGCCACUUGACGUCAAUCUCGCAAUCGAAGUGUCCAACAUUGCAGACGAUGGCGUCAUUUGGAAGAAGCUCGAAGUGCUUUCCGGUGACAAUAUCCUUGCAUCCGGUGGUGGUGACAAUGAUAUUGGCCUUUGGAGCAGCCUCCUCGAGGGUGGUAACUUCGUAUCCUUCCAUGGCGGCUUGAAGAGCAUUGAUUGGAUCGAUUUCGGUGACGAUAACACGAGAACCGAAAGCCUUGAGCGAGGCGGCAGAUCCCUUUCCGACGUCUCCGUAUCCAGCAACAACGGCAACCUUUCCAGCGAGCAUGACAUCAGUAGCACGUUUGAUUCCGUCUGGGAGAGACUCACGAAUUCCGUACAAGUUGUCGAACUUGGACUUGGUAACAGAGUCAUUGACAUUGAUUGCUGGAAUCUUGAGAUCUCCCUUUGCGAGCAUCUUGGCCAAGUUGUGAACUCCGGUGGUGGUUUCCUCCGAAAGUCCACGGAUUCCAGGAAGGUACUGGGAGUACUUGGCGUGAACCAAGUUGGUCAAAUCGCCUCCAUCGUCGAGGAUCAUGUUGAGUGGUUGCCCAUCCUUGAAGACGAUGGUCUGCUCAAUGCACCAUUCGUAUUCCUCGUCGGUUUCUCCCUUCCAGGCGUAAACUGGAACUCCGGUUUUGGCGAUAGCGGCAGCUGCGUGAUCUUGAGUGGAGAAGAUGUUGCAGGAUGA
Messenger RNA from Caenorhabditis remanei, 1017 nucleotides. RefSeq lists its product as uncharacterized. NCBI's taxonomy places the organism in Eukaryota, Metazoa, Nematoda, Chromadorea, Rhabditida, Rhabditidae. Bases 1 to 1017 code for a protein of 338 amino acids. The transcript is spliced from 3 exons. The record is from RefSeq and is a predicted model, not a curated record.